Messenger RNA from Leptonychotes weddellii (Weddell seal), 1123 nucleotides. It is a transcript of the gene S100A16, whose product is annotated as S100 calcium binding protein A16. The record is from RefSeq and is a predicted model, not a curated record. Gene Ontology annotation, molecular function: calcium ion binding; calcium-dependent protein binding. Gene Ontology annotation, cellular component: perinuclear region of cytoplasm. Lineage: Eukaryota; Metazoa; Chordata; Mammalia; Carnivora; Phocidae.
AGGGAGCUCAGUCACUACCUCCCCACCGAGCCAGCUCAGCCAGGCACGCUGCUGAGGGAGUGGGACAGAUUCUGGGAGCGAAGCGGGGAGGAGUCCUGGCCGAGCUGAGCGGGGCGGGGGGAGCUGCUUGGCAGUGCCAGAGCCCAGGCCCCAGAGCCCUGCUGGAGAGGAGACAGUCGAGGAGGCAGGCCCCCCUAGGAGUGAGGCGGUGAGAUGGCAGACUGCUACACGGAGCUGGAGAAGGCGGUCGUGGUCCUGGUGGAAAACUUCUACAAGUACGUGCCUAAACACAGCCUGGUCAAGAACAAGAUCAGCAAGAGCAGCUUCCGGAAGAUGCUUCAGAAAGAGCUCAACCAUAUGCUGACGGACACGGGGAACCGAAAGGCUGCCGACAAGCUCAUCCAGAACCUGGACGCCAACCACGAUGGGCGCAUCAGCUUCGAUGAGUACUGGACCUUGAUAGGCGGCAUCACCAGCCCCAUUGCCAACCUCAUCCGCCAGCAGGAACAGCAGGACAGCAGCUAGAAGACCCUCCCACCUUCCCUUCACGGCCGCUGCCUGCCGCCCAGCCCCUGGUGCACUUCCCAGGCUCCCCUCGGCCUCCUCCGCCCACCCAGGCUCCCAUCCUCGCUUCUCCCUCCAGAUCUUCUGCUGGCCCUUGCUGAACAGGGCAAAGGGCCCCUUUGUGAUGUCCCCGUCUGGGGGUGACUCCCUAGGGGUCUUAGUCCCUGGAGCCAGCAGGCUCUGGGGCCCCCUGAGUUUUCAAUGCUGUUUGGGGAGUCCCACGAGUUUCCUCGCCUGCUUAGCCCAUCAACCCUUCCAGCGGCUGAUGUUCUGCCUGAUUCGGGGUCCCUCCUGACCUCUGGAGGUCAGCUUGCUGCUUGAGGUCUUCCUGCUCCUGGCAGCGGCAGCAGACCUCUCCCCUUUCUCUCACCCCCUUUGCUGGGGAGAAAAGAUUCCCAGGGACUUCCCUCCAGCUGCCUCUGGGUCAGGGGACAGCUGAGCAGAGCUGGGCCCCCACCUUCCUACUCACUGAAGCGAUGGCAGUGAGGCUGGAUUUGGAGUCUGUACCCCUCGCCCAGUCCCGUUGUGAUGCUCAUUAAAGCCUUUCCGCUCCCUGGAA